AUCAGACACGAGACCACCCAAGGCAGAGAUAACUGCAGCUUUAUUAAGGACCCCGGGGGUAUCAUAUUAAAAUAAGGAUGUAUCCUUUAAUUUCUACCUUAGGAUAUAAUUACCUAGUAAAAUGGGUGCUUGUCUCCAUUUUCCGAGUAUGAAACUAAGGCUCGGGAAAGUGGCGGAGCCGAGACCCAAGUUCCAUUUGGCUCCACGCCCUGCGCCCCGACCCGCUGCGGCCCCGACGUCAGCCGCCCGAGUCCCCACACCCGCACCCAGUCUCCAGAGCUGAGGACGUGGAGGUCAAGAUUCGCGCACCCUCAGUGGUCUGCUUGGGGUCUCUGCCCCUCCCCGGGGCGGUGGUCCAGUGACGUCACUACCUCUUUAAAUUCCCGCCUCCGCCCCAUCCUCACACUUGCGGCUCCUAGGAAUCUCCGCGGACUCCUUCCUUCUCAGCACAGCUUUCAACCUCAACCUCGUCAUGGCCUCUGCUGGUUUGCAAAUACUGGGGAUUGUCCUGACACUGCUUGGCUGGGUGAACGCUCUGGUGUCCUGUGCCCUGCCCCUGUGGAAGGUGACCGCCUUCAUCGGCAACAGCAUCGUGGUGGCCCAGGUGGUGUGGGAGGGACUGUGGAUGUCCUGCGUGGUGCAGAGCACGGGCCAGAUGCAGUGCAAGGUGUACGACUCAAUGCUGGCGCUGCCCCAGGACCUGCAGGUUGCCCGAGCCCUCUGUGUCAUCACCCUCCUCGUUGCCCUGGUGGGCCUGCUGAUCUACCUUGGUGGGGCCAAGUGCACCACCUGUGUAGAGGACAAGGACUCCAAGGCCCAUCUGGUGCUCACCUCUGGGGUCAUCUUUGUCAUCUCAGGGGUCCUGACCCUCAUCCCCAUCUGCUGGACGGCCCAUGCCAUCAUUCAGGACUUCUACAACCCCCUGGUGGCAGAGGCCCAAAAGCGGGAGCUGGGGGCCUCCCUCUACCUGGGCUGGGCAGCAUCUGGCCUUUUGUUGCUGGGUGGGGGGCUGCUGUGCUACACCUGCCCUUCCAGGGGGUCUCAGGGCUCCAGCCACUACCUGGCGCGAUACUCAGCAUCUGCCCCACGCGCCAACUCUCAGGGACCCUCUGAAUACCCCACCAAGAAUUAUGUCUGAUGUGGGUGGGAGAGUGGGUUCCCUUGACAAUGGA
This is a messenger RNA of Phyllostomus discolor (pale spear-nosed bat), 1172 nucleotides long. RefSeq names its product claudin 6 (gene CLDN6). Gene Ontology annotation, biological process: bicellular tight junction assembly; cell adhesion. The record is from RefSeq and is a predicted model, not a curated record. The coding region runs from base 473 to 1138 and encodes 221 amino acids. Gene Ontology annotation, cellular component: bicellular tight junction; plasma membrane. NCBI's taxonomy places the organism in Eukaryota, Metazoa, Chordata, Mammalia, Chiroptera, Phyllostomidae. Gene Ontology annotation, molecular function: structural molecule activity. The transcript has 2 exons.